Messenger RNA from Meloidogyne enterolobii, 4070 nucleotides. The record is from the annotation of a GenBank genome assembly. NCBI's taxonomy places the organism in Eukaryota, Metazoa, Nematoda, Chromadorea, Rhabditida, Meloidogynidae.
UGCGUUUUUAUUGUGUCUCUGCACAACAAUUAAGAAGCAAUACAAUAAUGUAUUUAUUACACAAAAGAAAUACAUAAAAUAAUAUUGAAUUAAUAGAAUAAGCCUGGGGUAAUGUUUAGGAGACAAUUAGGAGACACGGACUGACAAUUUGUGAGGCUUUUAUAGUAUUUUAGUAUUUAGUAUAUUUUAGUAUUAUAGUAUUUUAGUAUAGUAUUUUUUCAUGAUUUUCUGUUUAUGCAUGAAUAUUUUGAUUUUUAAAAAUUUUUUAUUCAUUUUAGACAACUAAUUUUGUAUAUUUAUUAAUUUAAAUUAUUUUAUUCGUCAACAAAAUGGAAUAAAAUUUAAAUAAAAAGAAUGAGUUGGAACAAUUUUAAUAUUCCACCAACAGUUAGUGAAGUAGAUGUUGAUGAAAGAUUACAACAACAAGAUGGGGGAAGCUCUUUAGUUGGUGGAGAGGAGUCAGAUGAGGCUUCUUCUGACACAAUUAGAGCCCUUCAUGAUUCAAAAUUGGAACCUCUAAUGAUCUCAAUGUUGGAACAAAGAGACAGACUUCAGGAACAGCUUGUCAGAAUGCAAAAACGAAUAGAAGAUGCAGAUGAGCGUUGUCGUGAUGCAAUUCGAGAAAGAGACUCUCUAAGAAGACAAUUAGAAACAACUAGACAGGACUUGCCUUCGGAGGUACAAACACUUACACGGGAAUUAGCUCAUUGCCGGGAACAGCUUUAUGAGAAGGAAGAAGAAAUUGUUGAAUUGAAAGCUGAACGUAACAAUACUCGAUUACUUUUGGAACAUCUUGAAUGCCUUGUUUCUAAACAUGAAAAAUCGUUGCGCUUUACCGUUGUUAAGAGACAUUCUCAAAUCAAUAGGGACAAUUCCGUUUCUUCUGAAGUAGAAGUUUUAAAAGCUUUGAAAUCUUUGUUUGAGCAUCACAAAGCUUUGGAAGAAAAAGUAAGGGAACGCCUUAAAGUAGCAAUUGAAAGAGUUCAAUCUCUUGAAGUUGAAUUAAAUGGAAAGGUCGAGGAGAAUGCAACAUUAAAAUCAAAACUUUCUAAAGCGCUCGCUGAAGCUAAGAAAAAUAUCAAUGAGAAUGAAAACAACAUCGCAGAGGGUGAUGGAAAACAUAUAAAUUCAUCUACUAAAGGCACAUCUCCGAAACUAUUCGAAUUGCAAGAACAACUGGACAGAAUAAAUGCUGAACUCGAAUCAGAAUUAUCUAAUGCCGGAAAAGAAAUUCGACAAGCGAAAGAACAAGCCAAUUCAGCUGAACAACAACUUCAGGAGUUACAAGCACAGAGAGACGAACAAGAAGACAGAGUUAAUUUAUUAGAAAAUCGUAUAUUAACUGCUCAACGAGAGAGUGCUUGUUUGAGAGAAUUAAAUGACAAACUUGAGUUUCAGUUGGCCAACAAGGACGCUACUAUGCGUUUAAAUGAAGAAAAGCUUCAUAGUUUGCAUGAACGGUUUGAACUUGCCGAAAAACAAUUAGCACAGAGCCUGAAAAAAGCUGAAUCCUUGCCUUCUGUUGAAGCAGAACUUCUUCAAAGGAUGGAGGCUCUUACUGCUGCGGAACAGAAACAUUUGUCAGCCGAAGAACGUAUUCAACGUUUAGAAGUUUUAUUAAAUGAACGUUCAGCAGAGUUAGAUCGGGCUGUUCAACGGGAACGUAUGAAUGAGGAACACAAUCAACGUCUUUCUUCUACUGUUGAUAAAUUGCUUAGUGAAUCAAAUGAAAGGUUACAAGUUCAUUUGAAGGAGAGAAUGCAGGCACAAAUAGAAAGGAAUAUUUUGAUGCAACAAUUGGACCAAGCAAAAAAAUUAUUUGACCAGGCUGAACGCUUCAAAGAACGAGCUACAGCCGAAAAUGAAGAUUUACGCAAAGAAAUUGAAAUGCUUCGUAAUUUAGUCUAUUCUACACGAACUGCGCAAUUUUAUUCGAGAUUAAAUGGCUUUCCAUGUCCGCCCACUCUUCCUAUUGGCAAUGAAAUGGAACCUCAACCAUAUAUUUUACCUCCUCCACGCCAGAAUGCAAUGAGUACAUCAAUGCCAACAGCAACCCCUGGAAUGGUAAAGAGACGACUUCAGAAAGGAAGAGUAGGUGCUUUGCAGGAAGAUCCAGGCAAAAUACAAACUUUGGGAGAAAAAGAAUGGGAUCGUUUACAACAGGCUAGCGUUCUCGCCAACAUUCAACAGGCAUUUUCUUCCUCUUCUUCUUUACUUAACAUGAACAAUUCUCCUUCCUUGGAACAACAACAACCGCCAGAUCCUCACACAUUGGCCUAUGUACUACAAGAGAGAUUGGAUGCCAUUAACAACGAAAUUCGUCUUAUUCAAGAGCAAAAACAACAAACAGAACGAAUUGCAGCUGAACAAAUGGAACAACAAAAAACAUCUUGGCCGCCAAAUUUACCAAAUCAAGUUGCCGACACUCAAUCAGCUGCCCAAUUUAGCAAUAAUCCUUAUGAUAUGGCAUCUUAUCUUGCUCGUGUCAGAGAUUCACAAUUAAACUUUAAUGAACAACAAAUGAUGCAACAACGUUAUCACGGCACGGAUGAACAUGUACCCGAUCCAAAUUGGAUUCGAAAUGGUGCAGAUCAAGUCCAUCACCAACGACGCUUUUCUCCAAGGCGAGGAGCAAGACCAGAUACUGACCGUCAACGACAACAAUUGCAGGACAGAAUAAGUCCAGUUUCUUCAGUUGGAAGUAGUCCAGAUUUGGGUGUUCCUGGGUCUUCAGCUCAAAUUAAUGCUACUGGAAGUAAACCUCCAAAAAAGUCAACAUCAACAAGUAGUGGAUUGAAAACGCUUGGAAGGAUAUUUGGUGGAAGUCAAAGGAAGAAACGUGGCACAGAUGCUUCUUCCUAUUCUGACUCUGAAUGUGGUCCUUCAAUUACGGGUGGCAGCGUUGACAAUUUAAACAAAAUGGGGCACCAAAAGUUGCUCAAUGGUGGAUCAACAUUGCCUAUUACUAAAAUGGCCUCAUCUUCCUAUGGGCUUCCACCGGCAGAUUUUGACAAACGAAAAAGAAGGAAACAUGAAUUGCUUGAAGAGGCAAUAAAAGCACGUACUCCUUUCGCGCUUUGGAAUGGUCCAACAAUUGUUGCUUGGUUAGAAUUGUGGGUAGGAAUGCCUACUUGGUAUACAGAGGCUUGCCGAGCAAAUGUAAAAAGUGGUGCUAUUAUGUCUGCUCUUUCUGACCAGGAAAUUCAGCGAGAAAUCGGAGUUUCUAAUCCGCUUCACAGGCUCAAACUUCGACUUGCUAUUCAAGAAAUGGUUGCACUCACUUCACCUUCUUCACCUCGCACCCAACAAUUCUAUUCUGGUUUAGCUUUUGGUGAAAUGAAUCAUGAAUGGAUUGGUAAUGAAUGGUUGCCUUCAUUGGGUUUAGGAAGAUAUAGAGUUGAUUUUAUGGAGUGCCUUGUUGAUGCAAGAAUGCUCGAACACCUUUCAAAACGUGACUUAAACAAAAGUUUAAAGAUUGUGGACAGUUUUCAUAGGUUAAUUUAUUCAUUCGAACAAUUAUCCUUUAUUUGUUUUAGAACAAGUCUUCAUUAUGGAAUUGUUUGUUUAAAAAAAUUAAAUUAUGAAAGAAAACAAUUGGAAGAGAGAAGACAAAUUUGUGAAAAUGCUAAUAAAGAUUUACUUGUUUGGUCAAAUGAACGAGUAUCAAAAUGGUUAGAAGAAAUCGGUUUAGGUAUGUUUAUCGCCAAUCUAGCAGAUUCUGGUGUUCAUGGUGCUUUAAUGGCAUUAGAUGAAACUUUUGAUGUCCCAGCUCUAGCCCAUAUCUUACAAAUUGGGGAUAAUGAUCAAGCUUUACGUGUAUUAGAUACACAAUUUGGAAAAUUAGUUUCAGAAUAUAGAAUACCUACAAGUGGGAAAAUAGGAAAACAACAACAGAAGGGAAGGGAUAAAGAACAACAAGUAACAAAAAGUUAAAAGAAGGACUUUAAAUACGAAAUUUAAUUUUUUGAUUUUAAAAAGUCUCUCAAAUCAGUCAAUAAUUUUCAUCACGAUAUACAUCCUUCACAAAUCUUUAUUAAAAAUCUUUAAUUUAAUCCUACUUUCUGGUUUGU